Messenger RNA from Homarus americanus (American lobster), 1754 nucleotides. RefSeq names its product LHFPL tetraspan subfamily member 2a protein-like. The record is from RefSeq and is a predicted model, not a curated record. Lineage: Eukaryota; Metazoa; Arthropoda; Malacostraca; Decapoda; Nephropidae. Bases 199 to 948 code for a protein of 249 amino acids. Gene Ontology annotation, cellular component: membrane. The transcript has 6 exons.
AUAUUUCCUCCAGGUCCUCAGUACGGUCUGGAGCACUAAAGGAGUGGGUGUUGUCAAGUGUCCUGUGCGUCGGUUUGAAUUGUUGCUUAAGCAAUUUUGUGGUUUUACAGUUAUGGUGGAAUAAUAAUGUACAACAGUAAUUAGAAAAGUAUACAAGUCAAAUAAGUUUAUUAAAAAAGAGUUUGACUAAGAGCAGGGAUGUGCGGUGUGGUGGUGAUUGUUACGCGGUGGUGGCUGGGGUGGCUGCUGUGGACUGUGGCGUGUGUUAUGGCUCUGCUGGGGGCCAACCUCUCCCCCUCCUGGCUUCUGGGGCCGCCGACAACGCCCUACUCCCCACACGCGGCUCUCGUUACUUCUCCUGGACAGCCUCAGCCUGCUUUCUCCACAGACUUCCUCAAGGAACAGUUUACUGAGCCGUCAGCGUGGGGAUCGGGGCAAGAGAGAGAGUCCCUUGGACUUUGGCUUCGCUGUACUAAGAUGGGCACCGGGGCCAGGUCCUCCCUACACUGUGGUGUGUACAUCACCAACGUACCUGACCUGCCAGCUGCCCAGAUAGUGGCACUUGUGGCGGUGGUGGCAGCGACGGUAUUGACGGUGGUGUCGUGUGGCGCCAUCUGUAGCACCGCCUGUGUUAGACUCAUCAAAGGCAAGAGUUGGUUCACCAUCAUCGGCUCCGUCCAGGCCUUCGCAGGUGUGUUGAGCCUGGCAGGUGUAGCAGCCUUCCCCCUAGCGUGGGACUCCCAGCGGGUACAGAACCAGUGUGGGGCCGAUGCUGGCAUAUACUAUCCUAGCAGCUGUACUGUGGGCUGGGCUACCUACAUCACCUUGGCCAGCAGCAUCGGUUUGCUCAUGUGCACUUGUCUCUCCUCCUUCGCUGCCAAGUCCACCUCCACGGAAGACGUCGCAGAGGAAAUCAGCAAAGGCAGCAACGUCGUAUGUCUUAUAUAAACAAGAAAAGUUGAUAUGGUAGCCAUAUUGUUCUUAGUAUUAUUAUCUCUCCUCAGGAAAAGUUAAGUUAGUGUUUUUAGCUGCUUCUUGCGUGUGUGUUGUUGGGGCUCCAUCGUUGACUCUCUCUCGCUUCAUUUUGUCAAUGUCUGCCUCAUUUUGUUAUGAUUCAGAAUAUUUUUCAUUCAAUCUGUGACGCAAAUCAAUGACUUGUACUGUAAGUAAAGUUGACACCUUUAUUCUCGUUCAUUACAAUGCGUUUAGCUUUUCUGAUGUCUGAAAGAAAGGCAACUAAAAGCAUAACCCCUGACAUGACUUUGGUGGUUGAGGGAACCUUCUGUGUGUAGGCAACUCUCAAGUGCUGGAGGAAACAGUUUGUCUACCUUGAUAGAUAAAUAGAUCAAUAGAGAGGUAGAGAUAAACAGACACUCCUAUAGUUACAAGUUAUAGAUAUAUUGAUCAACAGAUGAAUAAAUAUAUAAUCUACCAGUUAAAAAUAUCAGUAAACUUUACGAGCACUAUUUUUAUUAAUGUAGUUUAACCUCUUCUUGAAGUGUCAGUACAAUGAUAUAUAACAGAAAGAAAACAAACAUUAAGAAUACAGUAUGAAUUUUUGGUGAUUAUACUGACGUGGAUGUAUCAUGACUGUGUUGAUACAUAUGUCUCUAAAGUAUGAUUGUUACUCUUAAGCUGUGUACAGGUGUAUGACUCUUGCUGUUUACAGUUUUAAGAUUUUAUAUUGUGACAUUAUAGCAGACUGGAAACAAUUAUAUCUGUGCUGUUUUUUUCCCAAUAAAAUAUUAGAGUCC